Messenger RNA from Anguilla anguilla (European eel), 1297 nucleotides. RefSeq names its product zinc finger protein Gfi-1b-like. Gene Ontology annotation, molecular function: DNA-binding transcription factor activity, RNA polymerase II-specific; RNA polymerase II cis-regulatory region sequence-specific DNA binding. The transcript is spliced from 6 exons. Lineage: Eukaryota; Metazoa; Chordata; Actinopteri; Anguilliformes; Anguillidae. Gene Ontology annotation, biological process: regulation of transcription by RNA polymerase II. Bases 193 to 1194 code for a protein of 333 amino acids. The record is from RefSeq and is a predicted model, not a curated record.
CGAAACUUUAAAAUGGUUAGUCUAAUUUCAUUUUAGCUUUUCACGUUUUUAGAGAAACUAUUUUAGAAGUUAUCGAUCUGAUGAUAAUCUGUGUCUUUGACAGCAACUGAGACGGCACCUCCGCUUUCCGCUUCCCUUUCGACAUAACCAAUCAGCAGCAGCAGCUCCUCCUGAAGCUCCUCCCCUCUCCCCAUGCCUCGCUCCUUCCUGGUCAAGAGCAAGAAGGCAGGAUGUCACACUCCGCGCUGUGCGGAGGACAGGCGCCACUCAGUACCCGACCCGUGCGCCGUCGUGCUGUCGGAAAGGACACCAUUUCCCAGAAUCCCCUCUUCUAACGGUUACCCCGUUGUCAUGGUUACGGAGACGGGCGACUCGCCACCUUCACACCUCUCACCCAUGCUUCCUGUUGCACCUUGGUCUGCAGGCCAGCCCAGGCAAGAUGUGGACCCUCUCCCGGCCGGGUGGUCCCAGCCCCCCCCGAACUCCAGGGUCCCCCCGAAAGAGCGGGAGCUGGAGAGGCUGCUCAGCAUGCUGCCGAACCCCAAACAGGGGGCUGGGGGGCGAAACGGGGGGGCAGAGGAAGUGGUCUGCACGCAACGCAGUGGGCUCAAAUCAGUCCCCAGCCCCUGCCCUCUGUGCAGAAAGAUGCUCUCCUCUGCCGACGGUCUGGAGGCUCACCUGCACAGGUCACAUGUCAGCUGGCUCACUCUCCCAUUGGGCGCAUACACCAAGGUCAAUGACCAGACGUACGUCUUCAGGCCAGAGCUGGGGCAGCACAGCAGGGCCAAGGAGAGGAGUUUCAGCUGUAAGGAAUGCGGGAAGACCUUCAAGCGCUCGUCCACCCUGUCCACGCACCUGCUGAUCCACUCGGACACGCGGCCCUACCCCUGCCAGUACUGCGGCAAGAGGUUCCACCAGAAGUCCGACAUGAAGAAGCACACCUUCAUACACACAGGCGAGAAGCCCCACGUGUGCCAGGUGUGCGGAAAGGCCUUCAGCCAGAGCUCCAACCUCAUCACGCACAGCCGCAAGCACAGCGGCUACCAGCCCUUCACCUGCGCCCGCUGCCACGCCGGCUUCCAGCGCAAGGUGGACCUGCGGCGCCACCAGGAGCUGCACUGCGGGUACUACCGCGCCGAGGACCCCGCCCAGCACAUCGAGGCUCUGCAGCGCGCGCACCUGGGAGUGUGCUGAACACGCACUGAACACGCACCAGCGACACCAACACACGCCUCUCACACGCCUAACACUGAACACCACUGAACACACGCCUCUCACACGCCUAACACUGAACACC